AUGGCCGCGCUGAAACCGUUGAAUCCCCGCAUGGGCAGAGAGCUUUCCCCAGACUGUCGGCAAUCCCCCGCAAAACUAGCGAUGAGUCUGAAGAAUCCCAACGCCGUUAUCAAUCGACGCGGAGCAAAGCUCCACCUGGCAGAAGACCGUGAAGUUGGGACGGACAAGACCGCAACCUCAACCGUACCAGCUCGACGCGAAUCCCAGAGUGCGGAAAAGGUUUCUAGGGCUUGCGAUAACUGCUCAAAGUCGAAGUCGAAAUGCCUGCUGAGGCCAGGCUCGCGGGUGUGUGAGAACUGCCGGUUCCUGGACGUGGCCUGCACGUUCCUCCGGACCGUCAAGAAGAGAGGCCCGCCCAAGGGAUAUGUCAACACGCUGGAGCAGAGGCUCGCGUCGCUGGAGAGCAUCGUCAGCGAGCUUCGAGCAGGUGCGCCGUGCAGCAGCAGCAGCAACAUUGAGCCUCCAGAAGAGCCCUCCAGCAGCAGUCACAGCAACAAACGUCAGGCGAGGGAAGAAGAUGUCGACGCAGCAAAAGUUCAUCAGAAAUUUCUCUCGCGACCGCCCCGUCCCCAGGAUGGCACGACGGAGAGAUCGACGGUGCUGGGCUACCUGUCGAUAGACGAGAACAUGACGAUGAGGUAUCACGGACCAACCUCAGGUCUCUACCUGAUCACCGCAUCUCGAGUGUUCGCGUCCCCAUUCUGGCAGUUCUCGAACCCGGGGUUCUGGCCUCGCAGCAAGCGGACGACCUUCCGGACUGAAGACGAGAUUGUAUCGGCUGCGGACGCGGUAGUUGGCGGUAUUCUUCCCAGUCUUGCAGUGCAGAACAAGCUGCUAGACGCCUACUGGGCCUAUAUCCAUCCGUACUUCCCGGUUAUUCACAAGGAAACGUUCCUGUUCCAGCUCAGCAAGGACCGACGAAGGAUCCCCCGUGCAGGGAGAUCUGCGCUCGAUCAGCUGGAGCGGCGCAUUCCGCAAGUCCUCCUGCUGUCGAUGUUCGCACUCUCUGCCCGGUUCGUCGAGCACCACGACCAGCAGGAGGACAGUGACCCUGGCGAUACCUAUGCCACGCGGGCGGAGGCUCUUCUUGCACAGCACACAAAGCAGCAUCAACUGCUGUCUGGCCCUGCUCAUGAUGGCGUAUCGAGAGAUUGGCACCGGCGGAUCAAUCAGUUGGAUGCCCAAGACCUAGGCUUCCACCGCGACCCAUCCGUGUGGAAGAACACAAGCUGCUUCCGGAACAUGUCGUCCGUUGAAAUCCAGAUCCGGCGGCUCAUCUGGUGGGGGAUCUUUGUCCUAGACCGAUACAUCUCCGCGUGGCAGGGCCGGCCGUGCGGCAUCCACGAGGAGGACUUUGACACCAAGUUCCCCGACGACAGUCCCCAGGGGUCGCGGGACCUUUCCCUGUCGUGUUUUGUGCAGGUUAUUCGGCUGUCUCAAAUACAAGGCCGAAUCCACCGCACCUUCUACUCCGUCGGAUCCAAGGAGCCAGACUGGGAGGAUCUGCACGAGUACGAACGCCACCUGGACGAGUGGGAAGCGCAGGUACCGGAUUUCCUCGCCGUUCGACAGGGGAGCCGACUUCCCGUGGUGGUAAUCAUGAUGCAUGCGCUGUUCUGGAACUGCAAGAUUCUGCUACAUCGGCCGUUCAUCACGCCCAACCUCAACGAGACGCGCCGCAACAACUCCUCCCUGCUAGCAGCGACGUCCGCCGCGGUGGCCAUCUCCAACCUUCUCGAGCACUUCACAUCGUCGUACAGCCUGAGCUUCGCGCCGCCGUUCUUCAACUACUUCGCCUUCACGGCCGCGAUCAUGCACCUGUUCAACCGGUCCAUGUACCCGCUGCUGUUCUCGCCGUCGGCGCUGAACCACUGCGUCGAGUGCUGCCGCAAGAUGAGCAGCAUCUGGUCGAGCGCGGCGCGGACGCUGCACAUCAUCGAGGGUGUGGACCACGAGAUCGAGAAUCCUAUGCCUGCGACAGCCGCUGCAGCGUCGUCGUCGAACUUAACCACUGCUCCUUCUGGCGCAGCAGGAGCAUCGUCAACCUCAUCAUUGACAGCGCUAGCGCAGCGAGACCACGGCGACAGCGACGAUCCGGCGUCGUACUGCCUCACCUCGUGGCCAUCUCCGAUCGUCGAUCCGGACUGGCUGUCGCUGGAGACGUGGCGGGCGGACGGGUCAGAGGAUAUCAUGGCUUCUUCUACGACGGGUCUAACUCGUGCAGCCAAUAUCAUUAUUGAGGCGCAACAAGCACCUACUUACCUAGACAGCCUACCUACCUACCUACAAGGAACUAAUACUUACUCCAUAGGUAGUGUCUUGCUUACCUGUGCGACUGUCUGCGCCGAGUCUCGUUUCUGGAUAAACAUGGCGAUUGAGGAAAGACCGUCAGGGGACCGUCCACGGGUCAUCAUCGUCGGCGCCGGAUUGGGCGGCCUCGCAUGCGCCAUGGCAAUGCACUACCAGGGAUUCGAGGUCGUGAUCUUCGAAAAGGUGCGUGAGUUCAUGCGCCUCGGCGAUAGUCUCGGUCUGGGCGAGAACGCCCUCAAGCUGCUGAAGCGAUGGGGUCUGUACGAACAGCUCAUCGCCAUCGGGAACAAGAGCCCCGAUAUGCAUAUCCGUCGGUGGAACGACGGCAAGAUAUUGGCUACCCAGCCGUUGAUGGAUAUGGCCGGAUAUAUCGGCCAUCGAGGCGACUAUCACCGUUGCUUCAUCCAACGCGUCGAGGAAUUGGGCAUGACCAUCAACAUGGGUCAUGAAGUCGUCUCCUUCGACGAAGACGCCCCCAGCGUCACGCUGAAGGAUGGUCGGACCUUCUACGCGGACCUGAUCGUCGGAGCCGACGGCAUCAAAUCGCGAGCCCGAGAGCUCGUCCUCGGCUUCAGCGACGCUCCCAAGAGCUCCGGCUAUGCGUGCUACCGCGCCUUCUUCAAGGGUGAUAUUCUCAAAGACAUCCCUCAGUGUCAGCCACUCCUGAAGCAGGACUGCGUCAAUAUCUGGAUCGGCGAAGAUAUGCACCUCGUUCAGAAUACCCUGAGAGAUGGCGAGGAGUUUAACUGGAUCAUCACCCACAAAGAUACAGAAGACAUCAAGGAGAGUUGGUUUCAGCCUGGAAAUAUGGAUGAUGUCAGGAAACUGGUGGAAGGAUGGGAUGAGACGAUCACAUCCGCUAUCAGGGUGACACCCAGCUGCCUCGACUGGAAGAUCUGUUAUCGCGCGCCGUUGCCUACGUGGGUCAGUAAAAGUGGGAAAAUCGCCCUCCUGGGGGACAGCUGCCAUCCACAUCUUCCGACCAGCGCGCAGGGAGCUUCUCAAGCCACAGAGAGUGCAGCAGUGCUAGCACUAUGCUUGAAGUUGGCAGGAAGGGAGAAUGUGCCAUUAGCACUGUCUGGAGAAGACCUGCGAAACCGGUGGCAUAAUGCACUCAAACACCUGGACUCCGGAGAAGAACUCGAUCCAGAUGAUAUCAAAAUCAAGAACCGAUGGCUGUAUCCUUACGACGCUGAGGAAGACACCAGAGCGCGGUGGAACGAAUUGAGUGCAAAGGUCAAGAAGGAGCUGGAAUCUGGAAAGAUCACGCCGCUCUUCGGAGACGAGGGCCCACCCCGAGUGCUCACAGUGCGAGACGCCUAUGGCAAAGUGAAGGAUGCCAACCCGACUCAAUACUCGCUGUUACCGGGCCUGACGGUGUGA
Rasamsonia emersonii CBS 393.64 is the source of this 3693-nucleotide messenger RNA. Its product is annotated as Nitrogen assimilation transcription factor nit-4. Gene Ontology annotation, molecular function: zinc ion binding; DNA-binding transcription factor activity, RNA polymerase II-specific; FAD binding. The coding region runs from base 1 to 3693 and encodes 1230 amino acids. NCBI's taxonomy places the organism in Eukaryota, Fungi, Ascomycota, Eurotiomycetes, Eurotiales, Trichocomaceae. The transcript has 16 exons. Gene Ontology annotation, biological process: DNA-templated transcription; regulation of DNA-templated transcription. The record is from RefSeq and is a predicted model, not a curated record.